Messenger RNA from Physcomitrium patens, 1746 nucleotides. Its product is annotated as proline iminopeptidase. Gene Ontology annotation, biological process: proteolysis. Gene Ontology annotation, cellular component: cytoplasm. Lineage: Eukaryota; Viridiplantae; Streptophyta; Bryopsida; Funariales; Funariaceae. The record is from RefSeq and is a predicted model, not a curated record. Gene Ontology annotation, molecular function: aminopeptidase activity.
CUCUUAGCAUUCACACCCGAUUUGCUUCCUCCCUUUGAACGAGAAUGAAACACGCAUCCGCUGCGGAUGGACGUUCAACUCAUUCAUUUCGCAAGUGUUGAUCACGAUUUUGGGCAAGAUUUGCGUAUGAUUUGUCCGAGUUAACGUCAUAUGUCUGAAUUCAUGGCUGGUCAUCAUGGUUGCCUCGCGCUUUUCUCAACUCAUUGCGGGUCCUCUUCUGCCACCACUACAGUCAGCCGGCUAUUCUCGUCUCCACUCGCCCCUGUAGUUCCUUGUAUUCCCUAUACGACUCCUCCUCGUGCCACCCUUGUAUAUGCCCUUGCCUGGACCCGGCCCACCACAUCGCUCCUGGGAAUUUGCAAUCGUAUGUCUCAGUCUAUGAACAUGAGGCCUCUUAAAGAAAAUCAAGAUGUCACCGGUGACUUGGCGGCUCGAUUCGCGAAGCUCGGUGUGAAGAAUUCUUCUGCCCGUUCAGAGAUUUAUCCUCCUAUUGAACCCAACCGCACUGGUUUUCUUCAAGUGUCAGAUAUUCAUUCGCUCUACUGGGAAGAAAGUGGUAAUCCAGAGGGGCAGCCGAUCUUAUUCCUGCAUGGCGGACCCGGAAGUGGCACAAGUGGUGGCAACCGGCGAUUUUUUGACCCAGAAUUCUACCGCAUCAUUUUGUUUGACCAGAGAGGGGCAGGCAAGAGCACUCCACAUGCGUGCUUGGAGGACAAUACAACAUGGGCCCUGGUUAGUGACAUCGAGAAACUUCGGGGGCAUCUGAAGAUUGAGAAAUGGCAGGUCUUCGGGGGGUCGUGGGGAAGCACGCUGGCUUUGACAUACACACAAUCGUAUCCAGAGAGAGUAACUGGGGUCAUCAUGCGAGGGAUAUUCUUGUUGAGGAAAAAGGAGAUCGACUGGUUCUAUCAGGGAGGCGCAGCUGCAAUCUAUCCUGAUGCUUGGGAGCCAUAUCGUGGCCAUAUUCCAGUAGAAGAACGCGGCGACUUCUUAGAAGCCUACAGUAAGCGUCUAAAUAGCCCAGAUGAAUCAGUUCAGCUUGCAGCGGCGAAGGCCUGGACUAACUGGGAGAUGGCAACUUCAUAUUUAGUGCCAAAUGAUGAAUCUCUGAAACGUGGUGAAAAUGAGAAAUUCGCCUUGGCCUUUGCACGAGUUGAAAAUCAUUACUUUCGGAACAAGGGUUUUUUCCGAACCGAUUCUUUCCUCUUAGAGAACAUCGACAAGAUUCGGCACAUUCCUGCUGUAAUUGUUCAGGGGCGAUAUGAUAUGGUUUGCCCCAUGGUAUCGGCAUGGGAUCUACACAGGGCAUGGCCUGAAGCAGACUUCAGAGUAAACACCUACCCUGCAAAUUCUUAAGUCUUGUAACUUCGGCCGGCCACUCUGCGAACGAGCCCAGCAUCGCUGCGGAGUUAGUCAUAGCUUGCGAACUUCACAAGGCCCUCACGCAGAAGCAGCUUUGAAAUUCUGCUGAGCAUUCGAGAAAAGACGGGAGUAGUUGGAGCUGGUUGCUGACUAAAGAUUUAUGUUAAUAAAAGUUGAAAUCCUUUUGAACUUGUGAUGUUUUAUACUCUGGGGCCUGCAUCGAAGCCAACACACAGGGAUAUGAUGUUUUUAUCGCCUAGCCUCAUCUUUGACUUCGAAGGAAAAGUAUAUGAGGAUUUUAUUUCUUUCUCUCACCCGUUUACAAUCCAUGUACUUCACGCUCAGCCAAAAUAUUGCAAAUACCAGUCCCGUUUAUUAACAUUC